This is a messenger RNA of Morone saxatilis (striped sea-bass), 7530 nucleotides long. RefSeq names its product rp1 like 1a (gene rp1l1a). The coding region runs from base 1 to 7530 and encodes 2509 amino acids. Lineage: Eukaryota; Metazoa; Chordata; Actinopteri; Moronidae. The record is from RefSeq and is a predicted model, not a curated record. Gene Ontology annotation, cellular component: axoneme. Gene Ontology annotation, biological process: intracellular signal transduction; retina development in camera-type eye; axoneme assembly. The transcript has 9 exons.
AUGUGGGACCCCCGGCCCCCAUCUAAACAUGCCUCGCCCCUCCCCCUACCGCACCUCUCCAACUCACGCCUCGCCCAUGUGACCACAGCCACCCCGGCCAAGCGGAUCACCUUCUACAAAAGCGGCGACAGCCAGUUCGGGGGCAUCAGGAUGGCGGUCCACAAGCGCAGCUUCAAAUGCUUUGAUGCCCUGCUGGACGACCUUUCCCAAAAGGUGCCCCUGCCAUUUGGUGUGCGGACUGUGACCACUCCCCGUGGCACCCACGCCAUCAAACACCUGGAGCAGCUCCAGGACGGUGGCUGCUACCUCUGCUCUGACCGACGGCAUGCUAAGCCAGUCAACAUGGAGCUUGCCAGCAAACGCCCAGGCAUCUGGUCCCAUCACAGCCAGAGGCCGCACCGGCCUGAAACCUUGUCCACAACACCACCCGGCCAUCUGUCUUACAGGCAGCGACGGAUCCUGCUGGUGAAGAACACCGAGCCAGGAAUGAGGAGGAGCAUCGUGCUAGGCAGGAGGUCGACCAGGAGCUUGAGGGCCUUUCUUGAUGAGGUUUCUGAGGUGAUGCAGUUUCAUGUCCGCAAACUCUACACUGCAGAGGGACGCAGGAUUGACAGCGUGCAGAGCUUAAUAACUUGUCCAGGUGUGUUGGUGUGUGUUGGCCGGGAAGCCUUCAGCCCAAUGCUGGUAAACUUCAUCAGGAAGAGCUCAGACGAAAAACUGCCUGGUCUGGGCAGCAGGUCCCCUGGUCUUGGCCCCAGGACUCCUGGAAAUGGGGCCCGAUCUCCUGCUAAUCAAGGACCAAGAUCCCCACCUCAUGGAGCUCAGUCCAGAGCCAGCGAGUACAGUGAAGGGCAUGAAAGCAAGAAAAAUGUUAACUUUGGUCUGGAAACCAAGAAAAGCAUCAUCCACCCUCGUUCAGACUCCUCAAACCGCUCUGCCCGUUUCUCCUUGUCUUCAGAGAAGUCAUAUAGCAAUGGUGUCAGCGCCUAUUCCCAGGCUAGACCGGGUAUUAUGAACGAAGACAUUGAAAAGCGUGUCGUAGUCAAUAAAGAUGGCAGCCUCUCAGUAGAGAUGAGGGUGCGUUUUCGCCUACACAAUGAGGAGACCCUGCAGUGGUCCACACAAAUAAAAAAAUCCCCAUCUCUGAGCAAUGAAUCUUGCCCCCUGAGCCAGGCCCAGCCCCAUUACCUACAGCAGGGUCAAUCAGAGAGCUGCUCUGACCCCGAUUCCACAACCUUCGAGCCAGAGUGUGUGGAUUAUUCCAGCCAACCUCUGCCGCAUGUUUCAGCAGUGAACCACUGCCCCUGCUGCUACCAGAGACAGGAACAGCAGUACGACUUAUGGGAAAACCCAGCACACAGCCACAAAAAGCCUCCUGUCCCUCCCCCACAUACAUCCAGUCACACUAUGAUGAGACAUACACACUCUUCUAGCUCUUCCUCAUCAUGUAAUUCUAGGAGGGUGGUGCGCUGUCGAGCACGACUCUCCAACUGUGGAGGAGGCUCUGGUUCAGAGCAGAGCCAACUGCUCCAGGAGGACAUGUGUGUGACGGAGCAGGUUGAGCGCAGAGUCGAGGUGGAGAAGGAUGGAGACACCCAUGUAAAGGUGCACAGGGUGAGCCGAUGCUGCAGCCGCAGUGAAGUACUUGCAGUGGAUAGCACCCUACGACCACUUAGCCGGAAGUCAGUAGAGGAUGAGCUUUUGGUGGAGGAUGACGGGGUGCGUCCGCUGUCUGCAGUCAGCAGCUCCUCACAUGUUCUCCAAUCACUGAGAGAAGAUGAGGAUGAUGACCUGCCACCCAGCGCCUCACAAUGCUGUCAUAGCAUUGAACCAUCCCCAUCACCAGCUCACCUGAAUGAUAAACCAAAAAGGAACAUCUCUUCCAGUUCCAUCCACUCUACUGAACACAACAAGCAUGAGGAUGGGGAAGAGAGAGGAAGUAGGGCAGUAUCUACAGCCUCUUCCUGCCACUGUGGAGCAGCCACCCCACAUUCAACAGCUGAAGUAGAGGAGAUGGAGCUAGGAACUCGAUCCAAGAUGAGCAGAGCAUCUUGCAGGUCCAGCAAAGUCAAUAUUCCUACCUCAGACGAAGCUGCAGAUGAUGAGGAUGAAGAGCUAAGGAGGGUUGUAAGUGGCUUGUCUGGUCACACAGGACUUUCGGCAGACUCUCUGCAGUCAAGGACAUCCAGUGCAUGUCAUAAUUGUGGAGGCUGCAAACAUGGGGUCAACUCUGUUUCCAGUAGUAGAGCAUCACAGAGGUCCCAUCAUUCCCACCGAGCCUCCCCAAAGCCUGCCACACCUCUCUCCAGCCAAGAGAUUGCCAAUGAUGGCAGUGAUGAUGAUGGCUCAGAUGUUUCAGCUGGGUCAACACAAUCCAACAGGACCAACCUCACCAACCAUGGGCGCUUCUCUGCAAUAUCAAAUGUCCUGGAGGGCAGAUCAUCUACUGCCAUGUCCACAACUUCCAGUCCUGAGGCAACAGGAAAAGAGGAAGAAAGGGCUCCAAGUGCAACCUCAGCCUCAAGCCACAGAUCCAAUAGAUCACACAAGUCUGGCAGUAAUGGCAGCACUGGUGUUGCAGCAGAAAAAGAGGAGGAGAGAAGCCCCACUGCACUGUCGGCUCAGUCAAACCUGUCUGCCAAGUCCAGCAAGUCUCACAAGUCCAACUGCAGCGGCACAGCUGAGGCCAGAGAGGAAGCAGAGGGAGAGAACGCUGCAGAAAGACCACUUAGCUCCUUGUCAGCCAAAUCUGGUACUUCUUCAAAGACCAGUGCUUCAGUCAAGUUAAGUAAUAAGGUUGCCUCCCCAACUGACAAUACAGCUGUGGAAGAAGAUGACACAAACGAAAGAACUCCUAGUGCGCUUUCCGUUAAGUCUAAUGCUUCUGACAAGCCUGGCAUGGCCGAAAGACCUGAUAGCGUCCUGUCUGCUAAAUCAGCUAAAUCAACUAAAUCAAAUGUGUCAGCAAAGUCCAGGACAUCUCACAGGUCCACCUGCAGUCACUGUCCGAGAGCAGUAUCUCCAGGUGAUACGGCAGCUGAUGAACCUGUUAUCGAAGCGACAGAACAGGAAGAAGCAAUGGAGACAGAGGAGAGAGCAGCAAGUGCUAUGUCAGCCAAGUCCCAUCUGUCUGCCAGGUCUAAUAAAUCCCAUAAGUCCACCAAAGCUUCGGAAAGGUCACUUUCUCCCAGAUCAGAAACUGGAGGAGAUUGUGAAAAAAGGGCAGCAAGUCAAUUGUCUGGCAGAUCAGUUAAAUCUGACAUGUCUGUUAAGUCUUCAAAGUCAUGCAAGCCUAAAAAUAAUGAUGAUGAAAUCCAGGAAUCUCCAAGCUCAAUGGUAGCUGAGGAAAAGGAAAAUGAGAUGGUAGAAGAGGAAACACAGGAGAGGCCAGAAAGUGUAAUGUCUGCUAAAUUGGAAAAUGAAGAGAGGGCAGCCAGUGCAAGGUCAUCUAAAUCUCAUAAAUCCAACUGUAAUGAGAACACACAGGCAAGUUUGGACACAGGCGACGGUGAAAAAGCUGAGGACAGGGCUGCCAGUGCUUUAUCUGGUAAAUCAGCUUCCUCUGCAAAGUCUCACCACACAAAUUGUGAAGCAAGUUCAAGAGUGGCUUCUCCAGCCAAAGACACAGCAGAGACAGAGGACAGAAUCCCCAGUGCCAUGUCGGGGAAAUCACACAUCUCUGCCAAGUCCUCCAAGUCUCAGAAGUCAAACCGCACAGCUGCAUCUCCAAAUCCAAAUGAUGCCGAUGUUCCUUCUAUUGAGACAAAUGAAGAAGAGAAGCAAAAUCAAGAGCGGGUGGCUAGUGCUAUGUCUGUCAAGUCAAAGUCUUCAGUGAGGUCCAGUACUUCUCACAAGUCGAAUUCCAACAACAAUCUAAAAUCUGUGUCACCAAAUCCAAAUAUUGUCACCAUUAAAACACCAGAAGUGGUUGAUGAGGAAGGAAAUGAGACAACAGAGAGAGCACCAAGCGCUGCAUCAGCUAAAUCAGGGAAAUCUGCUUCAUCACAUAAGUCGAAACAUAAUAGAGCAACUGAUAUUACUGUUGCUGAAAAAGUUGUAGAAGACAAUGCACCAAAAAGUAAAUCUUCUGAACAAUCUAAUGGCCAAACGCUCUCACCCAGGACGACACGUUCCCCACGGACCCACUCACCCAAAGCUCCAACUACAUCCCCUAGAAGUCCUCAAGCCCCUGUGCAACAGUUGUUGCCUGGUCCAGACACAAGAGGGGCCAGUGCCUUGUCAGUUCGCUCAACAACCUCUGCUAAAUCCUGCAAAUCCAAAUGUCGCUGUGGAGCAGCUUCAGCAAAAAAAGAAAAGGAGGUGGAAGAUAAGGAGAUGGAGAACAAGGACAACAAUGAGGAGCUAAAGAAUGAGGAGGCUUCCGAGCGGGCUGCUAGCAUCCUGUCGUCCUCAACCAAAAGAUCGAGAAGAGAAUCAGGGGGCACUGAGCAACCAUUGAGUCGAAACUCUUCAGGGUCGGUCUCUCUUGGGCUGCCAGAAGAUCAAGAAACAGCUGACUCAGACAGUGGCAGGUCCAGUGCUUCUUUUCACAUAAACACUGAGAGUAAGAGCAGGGUGAAGACAGCAACUCCUAAUGCUCCCAGUCGCACAGGGCAGUCUGCCACAAAGGAAGAUGUGGAGGAAACAGGGUCCACUAGGUCUCAAAAGUCCAACAAAAAUGGCAGUAAAAGCACUUUGUCUCACAAUGCUCCAGCAGUCGAUAUCCCUACUAUUGAAACACCAGGGCAAAGUGGUGAAGAAGCAUGCAGCAAAGGGGAGACAUGUAGUGAGAGCCUUCUGUUUCACUCUCUGUCCGCUGCUGACCUGCUGAAGGAAAUCAUGGCUGCUGCACGUCCACACAGCCGACAGUCGAAGGCGAGCAAAACCAGUGACAAGCCAAGGAGUGAGAAAAGUGCGAGGAGUCAGAGAAGCAGGAACCAGGUGGAUCAGGAGGAGCUGGAACUGACACCUGCCUGUCUGCCCAACGCUUCCCCCAAUGAGGUUGUCAGUGACUGGCUGCGGAGCAUUCCCACUAACAGCAGCAUGCUUGAAUUUGGUGACGAGCCGCAUCAGGAAGAGGAAGAGCAGGAGAAGGCAGCAGAAGAGAAACCUGGAGAAGAGGGAGCAAAGGAGGAGGAGAGUCCUGAAGAAGAAAAAGUGGAAAACAAGGAGGAAGUGUCUCCAGUUUAUGGUCGUAGACUGAGCACAUCAGCCAGGGGGUUCUUGGACUGUUUGGCCCAGCUUCAGCUCAUUGAGCCUGCAGUGAACCCCAGCUGUGACCAACAGAAGGACCGCAACCAGCGGUAUGAGGACAUUAUGGCCAUCCUUCAAUCCCUCUGGCUCACUGACCCCAAGGACAUUGAAGUCAAGGAGGCCGGGGAAGUUGGUAGGGAGCAGGUGACUCCACCAAGGUCGUCCUCCGGGGUGGGUAUGAGCAGUGGCUCAGGCGGAUCAGGAAAGGAGAAUGGAAAUGAUGCUCGAGAUGAAACAAAGCAAAACAUAACAAUAAAUGAAGAAGAUGUUUUACAUGAGGAUAAGGAAGCGGAGAAGGUUGCAGAAGAGGAAGAGGAAGAAAAUGCAGAGGCCGGAAACAAGGAAGUUGAGGAAAAAGAGGAGACAGACACAGCACAGGAACCGGAACAGAGUGAAGAACAAAGUUCAGUCCCUCCGAGUCUGGACAGCCCAAAAGCCACUGAGAACCCUUCAUCAUCAGAUGCUAACGACAGCUCUAAAUCCCCCACUGAUAAUGAACGAGAGACGAUGGAGGACUCCAGCUCAGGCACACCCCCGACUGUCCUGCGAGCACCCUUGUCAAAAAAACAAUCCCAAGACCCUGAUCCGGUGUGGAUUCUGCAACUUCUGAAGAAGCUGGAGAAACAGUUCAUGAACCACUACAUUAACGCCAUGGCGGAGUUCAAAGUUCGUUGGGACCUGGACGAUAGCCUCAUCCUGGACACCAUGAUCUCCGAGCUGAGGGACGAGGUGAGCCGACGCAUCCAGAGCAGCAUCGAACGCGAGAUAAGGAAGAUUCAGAGUCGUGCCGGCAGAGGGGGGAGGUCACCUCGGCCGCCGCACGGAGGGAACCUCUCCAGGGAGUCAACCAUGACAGAGAAGAGACGUCGAAUAUUAAAGGUCAUGAAGAACCAGUCAGUUAAAACUGCUGACACCCUCAGCGAUGAAGAGCUUACGGGUGAGUUCAGCGACCAGCGAAGCGAAGAUGAGUACUGCCCCUGUGAUGCAUGUGUCCGCAAGAAAAUGGCCGCCCGGCCUCUCAAAGCGAACCCACUGGCACCCGAAGCACCAAUGAUGAUAGAGUUUGACCUCCUUAAGAUACUGCAGUUGAAGAAAAGCCCACUGCCUCCAGCCGUCCCACCACCUGCAGAGGAAGAAGUUGAUAGCAUUGUCGUAGACGAGGAGGAGCGGAAUUUAGAGGUAUUGCACGAAGAAGAGGAGGAGGAUGAAACUAAAGAGGAUAUCAAAGCUACUGUUGUUUUAGAGGAGACGAUCCCAGAGGAAGAUGAGGAAAUAGAGGAAAAAGAAGACGGGGGUGAGGCAGGAGAAGAGAAGGAGGCAGAGGAGGAAAAAGAGGUUGGUGAUGAGGAACAAGAAGAGGAAGAGACAGGUGGAGAGGAAGCUGGGGAAGAGGAGGAGACAGGUGGAGAGGAAGCUGGGGAAGAGGAGACAACAGAUAAUGGAGAGGAUGAAGAGGAGGCACAAUGCCAAUGCCAGUGUGGCAAAAAUGAGGAGGAGAGUGAAGGAGACACCACUGAAAAUGGCGAGGGUGAGGAGGAGGCAGAGGCAGAAGAGUGUGAGGUGUGUGACUUUAAGCCUGAGGAAGAAGAAGAAACAACCAGCAAGGAAAGCGGAGCAGAGGCGUCCGGGGAAACGGAGGACGACAGUGCUACAAAAGAUACGACGAAUGAAGAAUCCACGCCAGUGGAGGGAAACGACAGUGCUUCGGCUGAGGCGGAGGAUGAAGAUGAAGGGGAUGAUGGCAGUGGAGAGGGGGAAGCGAGUGAAGAGCAGGAAAGGGAGGAGGAGGAAAGACCCUCAACUCAGGGCCACGGGGUGACGGAGGGAGAGGAGGCCGACGCCGAAGACUCAUCCACCGACAGCAAACGCCAAAGUGACACCAGUCCGGACGAAUCAGGGCGCGAGGGUGCUGCAGCCACAGGAGACGAGGAGGAGAAAGAGGGCGAAGGAGAUGGAGGUGAUGAGGAGGUUGUGGAAGAUGCUGUUGAAGAGUUCAAGCCUGAGGAAGAGGGGGAAGACGAAGAGGUGAACAAGAACAAAAGGGAAGCGGGUGCUCUCCUCCACCAGUUCACCAGGACCUCUGUGGAGUCCCAGCCUGGCUCCUUGGAGGACAUUGGCACAGAAUCCCCCCAAAACCCUGUAAACUCCAUAGAAGUGCCCAAAAUGGCUGAUGGUGGAUCCACUGGUGGCGGGACGGGCCAGAAGAGGAGCCGGUCGCCAGCCAGGGUGAAACGCCGCAAACCCAAGGAGAGUGACGUGGAACUGGAUGACAUUUAA